This is a messenger RNA of Camponotus floridanus (Florida carpenter ant), 1651 nucleotides long. RefSeq names its product mitochondrial ornithine transporter 1. The transcript has 7 exons. The record is from RefSeq and is a predicted model, not a curated record. Gene Ontology annotation, biological process: mitochondrial L-ornithine transmembrane transport. The coding region runs from base 584 to 1555 and encodes 323 amino acids. Gene Ontology annotation, molecular function: L-ornithine transmembrane transporter activity. NCBI's taxonomy places the organism in Eukaryota, Metazoa, Arthropoda, Insecta, Hymenoptera, Formicidae.
GUGUUCCGAGCAUAUGUCCCUCGCCCGGAAACUUCGCCAAGCGCUGCCGCCGCGACUGGUGGCCGCCUUGAUAAUUUCUCGCGACGUCGCAACGUCUCGUCGUGCCUAGCAUGCGGAUACUGUCCUGCGGACAGUCGGCAGUGCCCCGAGUGUAUAAUUACGAUGAUACGAUUAUGGCGAUCGGACGAGGAAAAUGCGCGGCUGCGGAAAUCCGUCGAGUCUAGAAACGGCCAGGGAAAGACGUCUCCUAGUGACUUACGCGCGACCAGGAUGCGGCACUGCGUUUCCAUGACGACCCCGCCGUGGGGAUCAUCUUCCGGCGUCCUCCCGUAACUUAGCAACUGCGAUUUGCCUCAUCAGCGGAUUCCGCGAUCCGCCUCAUACGGAUUACGAAGGGCCCGAGGACUUCUCGAGCCGAGCCUGCUCAUCGAUACGAUGUGAACGACACACACACACACACGCACAAACUGACCACGCGUGAUAGCGGCUCCUUUUCAGAUACACACUGUCUGAAUGUCUACGAAAUGCACGAGUGUAGUUAUGUAGUAUCGCCUGUUGUGCACGCGUAAGAGCGAAUGUCACGAUGACGACGGAAAGUGUCGCCGGGGCGAUCAACGUGGAAAUACCCCACGUGCCGCAGAAGAAUAAUCGCGCCAUGGGAAACAUCAAAGAUGGCAUGAUCGAUUUCCUGGCCGGCUCGCUUGGCGGCGUAGCGCUCGUCUAUGUAGGCCAACCACUGGAUACGGUAAAGGUAAAAAUGCAGACAUUUCCAACCAUAUAUAAGGGUAUGGCAAAUUGCUUUCUGCGUACAUUAAGGACAGACGGUAUCGCGAGGGGUUUGUAUGCCGGAACAAUUCCGGCGAUAGCUGCCAACGUUGCCGAAAAUUCGGUAUUAUUCGCGGCAUACGGUGGCUGUCAGAAGGCGAUUGCUUAUUUAUUAGGUGCACAGAACGUAAAAGAGUUGAGUUCCUUCAGCAAUGCUUGUGCCGGCUUCUUUGCCGCAUUUUUCUCUUCGUUGACGCUAUGCCCGACUGAGUUGAUAAAAUGCAAGUUGCAGGCAAUGAAGGAAGUUGAGCAGAUGCAAACAGCCGCAAACAAAUCCACGAGACCUCAUAUAGGACCGUGGAAUCUGACAAGACAGAUUUUUAGGGAGCAAGGUGUAAGAGGCCUGUUUACAGGUCUAUCAUCGACGAUAGCUCGAGAGAUGCCAGGCUAUUUCUUCUUUUUCGGCGGUUAUGAGGCCACGAGAGAGUUGUUGACGACGAAGGAUCAGAAGCGGGAUGACAUCGGCUGGCAGAAAACAAUGGUAGCUGGCGCGGUGGGUGGCGCAAUGCUCUGGCUAGCAAUAUUUCCCGCUGAUGUGGUUAAGAGCAGAAUACAGGUGCAAAACUUGAAAACACCCGCCUUGAUAGUCUUCAAAGAUAUCAUACGGCAAGAAGGCAUUGGCUCGUUAUACAACGGGUUGACACCGACUUUAAUAAGGACAAUACCAGCAACUGCGACAUUGUUUAUCACUGUCGAAUACACAAAGAAACUUAUGUACGAUUAUUUUUGAAACCGGCUUCAGUAUUUUCAUAUUUUCUAUACCUCUUGAAUCUAAUAUAUUAAAAAAAUAUUUGUUUCAAAACAAUCAAAUUAUGUGCUACAUAAA